This is a messenger RNA of Parathielavia appendiculata, 1056 nucleotides long. RefSeq names its product ribosomal protein L5. Gene Ontology annotation, cellular component: ribosome; cytosolic large ribosomal subunit. The record is from RefSeq and is a predicted model, not a curated record. Gene Ontology annotation, molecular function: structural constituent of ribosome; RNA binding. The coding region runs from base 1 to 1056 and encodes 351 amino acids. Lineage: Eukaryota; Fungi; Ascomycota; Sordariomycetes; Sordariales; Chaetomiaceae. The transcript has 4 exons. Gene Ontology annotation, biological process: translation.
AUGGCGAACCUCCGAGGGUUGUCGAGGCCGGCUCGCAACCUUCCUGUGUCCCAAUUAGCACGCCAGACAUACACAGCUAUCCCGGUACGAUGUGCCUCGUCACAAGCCGCCGAGGCCGCGGCGCCAGUGCUCAACGACCUUGAAGACUCAACGCUCACGGCGCCACAAUUGAGCGAGGAAGAGAAGAAGCAGUUCAGGCCAUGGAAGCGUGCGAAAGACAGGAAAUUUGCGCUUCCUAGCGGAAGAUACCAGUACCACCCCCCCAAGUACAACCGCGGUCCGCUCCACCCGGUCCAGUCCCCUCCCUCCUCGGACCCGAUCGCGCGCGAUUUCGUCCCGGGCCCCUUCAACCUCCCUCGCCUCAAGCAGACCUACCACUCGACCAUCGCGUCGGACCUCAUGACGCUCGCCUACACGCACGUCCCGCCGGGUACGCCCAAGAAGGAAGCGGCCGACCGGCUCCGCGGCUGGGACGGCUCGUCCCCCUACCACAAGAACCGCGCGCUGCGCGGGCCGCGCGGCAAUCCGGUGCUGCCGCUGGUCGAGCGCGACAUCACUUUCAACAACAUCCCCGAACUGAAGGAGAUCACCAUCGCCAGCUACGUGCCCGACGCCAUCAAAGACCCGAACCACCUGCUGGUGGCGCGCAGCGUGCUGCUGGCGCUGACGGGCACGACGCCCGAGAUUACCAAGACCAAGACCAACGUCGUGCAGUGGGGAAUCAAAAUUGGCGACCGGGCUGGUGUCAAGACGACCGUGUACGGCAACGCGGCGUAUGAGUUUUUGGAUCGGUGUGUGCAUUUGGUGUUUCCGAGGAUCAAGGACUGGAUGGGGAUUUCGGCUACGACCGGUGACAGCUCGGGCAAUCUCUCGUUUGGUCUUACGCCGGAGGAGGUGAGGCUGUUCCCGGAGGUCGAGGCUAAUGCUUGGUUGUACCCGGCCAAGAUGCUUCCCGGCUGCAGGGUGUUUAUCAAGACGUCGGCAACCUCGGACAGGCAAGCGCGGCUGCUGCUGCAGGCCUUUGGCGUGCCGUUUUACGGGGAGGUCCGGAACUAG